Messenger RNA from Pyrenophora tritici-repentis Pt-1C-BFP, 1413 nucleotides. The record is from RefSeq and is a predicted model, not a curated record. Lineage: Eukaryota; Fungi; Ascomycota; Dothideomycetes; Pleosporales; Pleosporaceae.
AUGCACAUCCACGACGUCCUCAUCGUAGGCGGCGGACCAGCAGGUCUAGCAGUCGCAGCUCGUCUCCGCGAACACACCCCUUCAGCAACCUUCACAGAUGACGAACACCAGCGGUACCACUGGAUCCGAAAACAUGGUCGGAAAAUGAGCAUCAAGAACUACAGAACCAACAAAGACUCACUUCCUACACCACCCUCAUCCCCAGAAAGCUCAGACUGUGGAUGCGAACACCAAACACCAGCACAUGAGGCGAUGGACAUGCUCGUUCUCGAUGCCGAUGGCGCCGACUGGAUGGCGAAGUGGAAGCGUCUCUUCAAAACGUUUCAUAUCGACUACCUGCGCAGUCCAAUGUUCUUUCACGUCGACCCAGCGGAUCGAGAUGCGUUGCUUGGAUAUACAUAUGAGAAUGAGAGGGAGAAGGAUGUCCAAGCACUUCCAGGUGUUGCUGGUAAGGAAGUCAGCAAGCACAAGAAGAAGAAGACGAUAAAAUCACAAGGUCGAUUCCUUGGCCGGACACCUGAUGUAGACGAAAGAGACCGAAAGGACUACUUUGUACCGCGUACAGAUCUCUUCGAUGCACACUGCGAAGAGAUCAUCAAGCGAUAUCGCCUUGGUAACGAUAUGCUCCGACAGGAACGCGUAGUCAACAUUGAGUAUGAGGAGAUUACGAGCUUCCUGGAUGCAGAGAAUGACAGUGUCUUCUCAGACGAUGCAUCAGAAGACGACAGAAAAGUCUUCCGUGUUACGACAGACCAAGGCGUUAAGCACUUUGACGUCGACCUCGAAUGGGUCGGCAAAUUCCGCAACCUGAAGCAAGCAGAGUUCUGGACCGCAGACACAGAUGAAGAGCGCUUCGAAAUGAUGAUGAAAGCCCGAAACGGAGGCAGUAUGACACCACGCUACCGCAAGAUCCUCGAUACCCAGGUAGCGCGUGGAAACAUCUCCCUACACACCUACACAACAUUAAAAUCUGUAGACUGGGACCCAGACGCGAAAACCUGGACAUGCAAAGUUGACGCCGCAGACGUGGAGCUUCCAUCCAUCGACUACAUAGUCUUUGCAACAGGCAUCCAGACAGAUGUACGUAGUAUACCGUACCUUGCCUCUCUCCAACAGCAGUACCCAAUCAAAUACGUGGGCGGGCUACCGUGCUUGAACGAAGAUCUCAUGUGGAGAGAUGACGUUCCACUUUUUGCUACUGGAAGGCUAGCGGGACUAAGGCUGGGACCUGGGGCGCCGAAUUUGGUGGGCGCGAGAGUGGGUGCGGAGAGGAUUGCGUGGAAUGUGGAUGAUGCGUUGAGGAAGUUGGGGAGGCUGAGGGGUAGUGGGGCAGAUGAGAGUGAAGGGGAUAGUGCGGAUGAGAAGAUGGAUGAAUGCAUGACCAAGGAAGUUCUGGCCAGAGCAGGAAAGUGA